Messenger RNA from Spirometra erinaceieuropaei, 4628 nucleotides. The record is from the annotation of a GenBank genome assembly. NCBI's taxonomy places the organism in Eukaryota, Metazoa, Platyhelminthes, Cestoda, Diphyllobothriidea, Diphyllobothriidae.
AUGCCGGCUGCUCGGCAGCUGCUGCCUGGGCAGGGGGGAUUAAAGGGAGACAGGUACGCGUUAAGGCAUUUAUAAGUAUUUUCAAUUAGCUUUAAACCAGUUCCCCUGUUCAAGUUCCUUCCAUUUUAACUCAUUCCUCACUUCUAUCCGUGCACCUAAGACGUCUUUGUGUUUAGUCCCAAGUCCAUUUAAUGUGGUAUUUGUACUUAUGUACAUAGUUUUCCAAAGUUUCUCUCGAACACUGUUUUGUCGUAUAUUUUCAUCUGACCGACAAUUAGACCGUCGGUUUCGACGGUGUCCACCAUGGGCUUUACAGCAGGAUGAAAACAGGGACGGUGACUUGCGCGCGAGUUAGUUUAUAGACUUGCGCAGCAUCUACCUGACUCUCCUCCACCCGCGCCCGAUGUCAAGACGUAACCAGGAAGACCGGAGAUGGGACAGGGUGGCCGCUCGGAUCCCAUUAGGUGAGAGAGCCAUAAAGGCCACAUUAAGGAGUCGUUACAGCCGGACUCUCGGACCACCAGUUCGCCACUCAACACGAGCACGCACUGGAUUGACUGCGAGGUCCAAGUUAUCCCGUUAGUUGACAACCUUCCAAGCUACGGCUUUUAGCACACCCUUAUAGCUUUAAGCGCGUCAGAUUGCUUAUAGAGGAAAGUGCGCUGAGCCGUCGACCUUUCUAUUCCCAUUCCCAGUCUCCUGCUCCUGUCUGAGCUGGUCAGAUGUCUGGUGUGGGGAAUUUUCGCAGCGGCUGACGUAUUUAAUGACCUCGUCUGUGCGCUCCACAAGCACGAUCUGGCUCCCCAAGUGCACACGCAAAGGGAUAGGACUCGGGUCUCACAUGUAUUAGGUGAGCCACACGGACAAAAGCACACUUCUCACUUACGUGAGAGGUGCCGGUGAUGUGGGAUUUUGGCGGGGUGUAUGUGUGGAGGACGUGUUGGUGGGGGAGUGUGCGGUGAUGUGGUCGUGUCUGCGGUGAUUUACCGCACGUUUUAAUGAGACACAUGUGACCCCAUAGGCCCAUACAGUGAGUGUAUGUGCACGGACAGUAUCUGCAGUUAGGGCCGAUGCGGUGGCUGAAUGUUGAUGCUCCUAGCACUGGCUCGCCAGCCUCGGGGAUGGGUUCGCAAGUGACCGGCCAGGCCGAUGCGUAAUGUACAUUUACAGUGGCAGUGAGGGCAUGACAGGUUUGGGGCUGUAGAAUCGGUUGGUGUGAUGUAGGUGUCAUCCGUGUCCAUGCUGGUAGAUUGGAGUUGCUAGUGCCAGAUGUUGGGACGCUGUCGGGCAUGCAGGGUCUGUUUGUGGUGUCGAUAUCACAGUGAACUCAGCUUUCAUGGGUGAACAUGUGACCAGAUAGGCCCGUGCGAUGAGUGAAUGUGCGAGCGGUGAUGGCGGGUUAGGUCGGGGAUAUAGGCACUGGUGCACCUGUCACAGCGCUAUAGGGUGGCAAGUGACCGGCCACGGUGAUGUGCGAGGUGAAUGUGCGGUCACAGUAAGGGCAGUUUGGGACCGAUCCCACAUUGAUGGAGGUGGGAGUGGUGAUGAAGCUGUUUAUGUUUGACGAGGCGUCGGGAGCGUAUCGGUGGGUGGCGGGGCGGUGUAGGUGGUUGUGCUCGUUAUCACUGCCGUGAUUGUGGCAGGGAUGAUGGGGGUGGCUGUGAGCGACGGUGGUGGGGCACGGGAAUUCAGAGAAACGGUGGUGAGGACAGGUGCCGUCGUGGUCGGCGGGGAGGGGAGGGGGGGUUGGAGAAGGGGCGGUUGUGGAGGCUGCAUUUGCAAUUGUUGGGCGGUUGGUGCAUUGGGUCCGAAGAUGACCGACGAGACCGAUCCGCGCACGAAAUGUUCGUUGACAGUGCGGGCACGUUAGGUGGGGUUGAGUGGUGAUGUUGCGGAUCGCAGGGGCUGAGACUUGCGAGCAAUCCUUUUGGCUUUGCGGUGGCGAUCCGGUUUGCUUCGUAUAUUUCUUCAUCCCAGUUGGUUCUGGACGCGUUUACCCCAGGCCCUCGUUUUGAUCUGUAGUCGCUUCAGGGAGUUCUUCCGUGUCCAUGCAGCGUCGUUUUUGUUCUUCUCGGCGAGCACCCGUAGACACAUCUCCGUUGAAGAGUCGUUUGAGUAAUCGCGCACUGUCCACCUUCACCAGGCGGAUGCUCCAUCGCAGUUGCAGUUGCCGCAGCAUGGCGUGUAUGCUGAGAAUUUCGGUCCGUUUUAGGGCUUCUGUAUCCGGGAUCCUGUCCUGCCAUCUCAACUCUAGUGUUCUGCGGAGGCAGCUGAGAUGAAAAUGGUUGAGUUUCCUGGCAGGACUAGAGUAGACGGUCCAGGUUUCCGAUCCGUACGGUGUUGCCAUAACGACAGCUUUACGCAUCUUUAGCUUGGUGCUGAGGUGGAGGCCCUGACGGUCCCAUACGGAGUUCUGCGGCCAGCCGAUGGCUUUGCUGGCUAUGGAGACUUGGUGAGACACUUCGUCAUCGAUUCCGAUGCAGCGUGAGAGUGUGCCACCUAAAUAGGCGAAGUUGUCCACGGUCUCCAGUUCUGUGCUGUUGACGUGGAUGCGAGGUACACUGUGUGCAGCGAUGGGUUGCGGUUGGCCCAUGAUCACCGUUCUUCCGUGUUGAUGGUUAGUCUGAACUUGGCGUACCCGGCGACGAAGAGGCCCAUGCUCCGUUGCGUGUUUUCUUCGGUCGUGGCGUUGGGUGCGCAGUCAUUCGCGAAGAGCAGGUUGUGGACUGUAGCCGUGGGAAGACGCGUUGAGGCCUGGGUGCUCCGGCUAUUGAGAGGAUGCUCGUCCGUCUCUUAGGCACUACGCAUCCCGGGGCGAUCAUCACGGUAGGCGUCCAUCAGCAUGGCAGAAAAUACGAGACUGAAGAGGACAGGGGCGAGCACUCACGCCGUUGGUUACUGCAAAUGCCUCAGAGAGCCCCAAUGUCCGUGACGGGUGCCACCAUCCCGUCGUCGAGCUGGUAGUCUUUUUCGCCUCUCCUGCCUGGGAACAUCGAACGUCUCAUCCCCACGCCUGAUGUUCAACUGAGAGGUGUGAUAAACAGAUAGGGCAACCUUGUUAUCCAGCCGUGUCUUCAUUUGGGCAAUCUGAUCUUUUAGACCGACGACUGAAAUGUCCCUCAGAUUCGAUUUCUAAGCGUCGAUCUAUCCACACAUCCUCUUUGAGCUAAUUCCCUAUUUCAGUCAGCACCCUACCCGGUAUCAGGCCUGAUGUUGUGGUCUUUUGGUCAAAGCCGCUCACGGAUUAUAAGAAGCCAGGAGCGUAUUGUGUGGUCGGUUAAGGUAAAAAACCGGGGGCAAGGCUCGUGAGCAGAGGCGGCCUAAGAUCGUCAUGGGCUGGUUAACCGUUCUGUUCUUUUUGUUAAAGUUCCCGGCCAACAAUAUGGCUUUUAUCACUGUACUCAGUUACAGAAUCAAUUUGUUCGUUGCCUUAGUUCACGUCGUUAUCCGACAUUUUUCCGAUCUUAAUUGGAUUAGGGUAUGUCGGGCUUACCUUGGGAUACGAAUUCCCUAUAUGCAAAUUUCAUACUGGCGCCUCCACUCCGACACACGUAGUCAUGCCGUUAAAACUCGCCCGUUGCGUUUUAAAUGUAGCUUUUAUACGGUCUGUGCAAAUGACUUGGGUUUGAGCCCCUCAAUGAACAGUUCAUUUGUCACGAACAAAAUUUGCACAGGACUUUAUCUGUCGCAGGCGUCUGAUUACUACUUUUCUAGAUGGACGUAUGUGAGCAACUUUCACAUACUGUUUUUAACUUCGUAGUGGUGCGCGGUUCUAGGAAAGUAGAUUAUCCGUCCGCAUGACCUUCCUUAUCGGAGUUGCCUCCAUGCACAACUGGCCAAGCUGGUCGGUCUUAGAUGGAGAAGUGGGCGUUAGGUGUGGACACAGCACAGAUAACAUAGUUGGUUUUCGGAAUAUAACGAUAAUUACCCCCCAGUCAGGGGCGAAGUGCCACUGUUGGCCCCCCUAACUCGUUCCAUCACCCCGACUCUUCUCUUUUUAUAUGACAGCGAAUAAGUAUCCAGUAGGUCCUUUGUACUCAGGCAUUGUCAAAGGAGAUGACAUAAAAUCCUGGUCACCGGCCUUCUUUCGGCUGUUAUGGCUUUCUCCGGUUCCAUGUGGAGCGGUCAAAAUCAUUUCUAAUUUCAUUUCCCUAAUCAGGUUAUCGACGAAUUCAUCCCUCAGGUGUCAUCCAGACUGUCUAAUAGAGGCGUCCUCUAUCUUCUUCUCCUUCGCGAAAACUGUCCCUCGGAAGUGCAUGAACUCGUCCGCAAAACCUCAAACGGUCGUCUGUCCGAAACGGUUUGCCUCCUGGAGCGUACAUGUUGCAACGAAAGUCUCGCAGUGUAUCGGUACUACGACCCUACCGUGUACGACCGGCUGUUUGAAAUAUAAGUUACUUAACAAAAUAACGAUCUUUACUCAUUCAGUUGUAUACUGGCUCCUCGCUUAAUUUUGGCGCAAUCGCAACCCCAUAAUUCGUCCCUAGACUUUGAACCAUCGCAUAUUACCUUUCGCUCUCUGUAACUAACACGUAUCACCGUCUACGCUGACGUGAGAAAAUACCCAAAGGCUCUCUGGUAUUUUCAGCUUAUGAUAAUGUUCUGCCAUCAUAGGGGGCGAUCGGUAA